Molecule: messenger RNA, 2579 nt
Organism: Budorcas taxicolor (takin)
Lineage: Eukaryota; Metazoa; Chordata; Mammalia; Artiodactyla; Bovidae
Gene: TTC7A
Product: tetratricopeptide repeat domain 7A
Exons: 20
Coding region: 1-2577 (858 amino acids)
Biological process (GO): protein localization to plasma membrane; phosphatidylinositol phosphate biosynthetic process
Cellular component (GO): plasma membrane
Molecular function (GO): protein binding
Source: RefSeq, a predicted model, not a curated record
AUGGCUGCGAAGGGCGCGUACGGCUCCCACCUGAAGAUGGAGAGCGAGCUGGAGCGCUGCCGCGCCGAGGGCCACUGGGACCGCAUGCCCGAGCUGGUUCGGCAGAUGCAGGCGCUAGUCAUGCUGGGCGGCGGAGGCGGCCGGCGAGGCAGCCCGAGCGCCGGGUUCACCUCUCUGGACACCGAUGACUUGGGGAAGUUGCUCCUGGCUGAGGCCCUCCUAGAGCAGUGUUUGAAGGGGAACCAUGCCAUGAUAAAAGACUCCAUCCCUCUGCUGGAGAAGAAUGAGCCGAAGAUGAAUGAAGCCAGAAACUACCUGAGCAGCAUCCUUAACCACGGGAAGCUGCCGCCGCAGUAUCUGUGUGAGGCCAUGCUGAUCCUGGGCAAGCUGCACUACGUGGAAGGCUCAUACCGAGAUGCCAUCAGCAUGUACGCACGGGCCGGCAUUGACGACAUGUCCAUGGAGAACAAGCCCCUGUAUCAGAUGCGGCUGCUGGCAGAGGCCUUUGUCAUUAAAGGCCUCUCCCUGGAACGCCUGCCCAACUCCAUUGCUUCCCGCCCCCGCCUGACUGAGAGGGAGGAGGAAGUGAUCACCUGUUUUGAGAGAGCCUCCUGGAUCGCUCAGGUGUUCCUGCAGGAACUGGAGAAGGUCACAAGUAACACCACAUCCCGGCACCUGAAAGGCUCGCACCCGGUCGACUACGAGCUCACCUACUUCCUGGAAGCCGCCCUCCAGAGCGCUUACGUGACGCACUUGAAGAAGGGGAACAUCGUGAAAGGCAUGAGGGAGCUCCGGGAGGUGCUGCGCACUGUGGAGACCAAAGCAACUCAGAACUUCAAAGUGAUGGCCGCCAAGCACCUGGCGGGGGUCCUGCUGCACUCCCUGAGUGAGGAGUGCUACUGGAGCCCCCUGUCUCAGCCUCUGCCUGAGUUCAUGAGCAAGGAGGAGAAUUCCUUCAUCACGCAGGCCCUGCGGAAACCUCACCUCUACGAAGGAGACAACCUCUACUGCCCGAAGGAUAACAUUGAGGAAGCCCUGCUGCUGCUCCUCAUCAGCGAGUCCAUGGCCACUCGGGAUGUGGUGCUGAGCCGGGCACCGGAGCAGGAGGAGGACCGAGCCGUGAGCCUGCAGAAUGCAGCAGCCAUCUAUGACCUGCUGAGCAUCACGCUGGGCAGGCGGGGCCAGUAUGUCAUGCUCUCCGAGUGCCUGGAGCGAGCCAUGAAGUUUGCGUUUGGAGAAUUUCACCUCUGGUACCAGGUGGCUCUGUCCAUGGUGGCCUGCGGGAAGUCAUCCUACGCUGUGUCGCUGCUGCGGGAGUGCGUGAAGCUGCGGCCCUCGGACCCCACCGUGCCCCUGAUGGCCGCCAAGGUCUGCAUCGGGUCCCUACAUUGGCUAGAGGAGGCAGAGCGCUUUGCCAUGAUGGUGAUCCACCUUGGGGAGGAAGCCGGGGAGUUCCUGUCCAAGGGCUACCUGGCACUGGGUCUCACCUACAGCCUGCAGGCCACCGACGCGACUCUGAAAUCCAAGCAAGAUGAACUGCACCGGAAAGCGCUGCAGACGCUGGAGAGAGCCCAGCAGCUGGCGCCCGGCGACCCCCAGGUCAUCCUGUAUGUCUCCCUGCAGCUGGCCCUCGUCCGCCAGAUCUCCAGUGCCAUGGAGCAGCUGCAGGAGGCUCUGAAAGUGUGCAAGGACGACGCCAAUGCCCUCCAUUUGCUGGCGCUCCUCUUCUCCGCCCAGAAACACUACCAGCACGCCCUGGACGUUAUCAACAUGGCCAUCACGGAGUACCCUGAGAACUUCAACCUGAUGUUCACCAAGGUGAAGCUGGAGCAGAUCCUGAAAGGCCCAGAGGAAGCCCUGGUGACCUGCAGACAGAUGCUGCGGCUGUGGCAGACCCUGUACAGCUUCUCCCAGCUGGGGGGCCUGGAAAAGGACGGCAGCCUCGGCGAGGGCCUCACGCUGAAGAAACAGAGUGGCAUGCACUUGACUCUGCCCGAUGCCCAUGACGCAGACUCUGGCUCUCGGCGGGCAUCAUCCAUUGCUGCCUCGCGGCUGGAGGAGGCCAUGUCAGAGCUGACCGUGCCCAGCUCGGUCCUGAAGCAGGGCCCCAUGCAGCUGUGGACCACGCUGGAACAGAUCUGGCUCCAGGCUGCCGAGCUGUUCAUGGAGCAGCAGCACCUCAAGGAAGCAGGCUUCUGCAUCCAGGAGGCAGCGGGCCUCUUUCCCACCUCGCAUUCGGUGCUCUACAUGCGGGGCCGGCUGGCCGAGAUGAAGGGCAGGUUGGAGGAGGCCAAGCAGCUGUACAGCGAGGCGCUCACGGUGAAUCCCGACGGCGUGCGUAUCAUGCACAGCCUGGGUCUCAUGCUGAGCCGGCUGGGCCACAAGAGCCUGGCCCAGAAGGUGCUGCGGGACGCCGUGGAGAGGCAGAGCACCUGCCAUGAGGCGUGGCAAGGCCUGGGCGAGGUGCUGCAAGCCCAGGGCCAGAGCGAGGCCGCUGUUGACUGCUUUCUCACCGCCCUCGAGCUGGAGGCCAGCAGCCCGGUGCUGCCCUUCUCCAUCAUCCCCAGAGAGCUCUGACA